AUGUGCGUCUCGGGUCUCCGUAAUUGGCCGAUUUUUAGUUCAUUGGAGCCGGAUUUCAUUUCGCAGAUUCACAUGGUUUUUGUAUAUGGUGAAAUGGGUAGAGAGACCUUGAUGGUGAUGAAGAAUAAAAUGGUGUAUGCUAUGGGUAACAACGUCAAUGGUUGUUUGGGAAUAGGGGACACAAACUCCACAUUGUAUCCAAGGAAGGUGAAGGCUCUUUGCAAGAAGAAUAUUAAGACAUUUGCUUAUGGCAAUGGGUCUCACGUUCUCGCACUUACGAAGGAAGGAGAAAUAUAUUCGUGGGGUUACAACGAUCACGGUGAACUGGGACACGGAAUAUAUUAUCCAGUUUUCACCCCUACUUUAGUAUUCACUCCGGGAAACUCUGUGGGCUUUACGCGCAUCGUGGAUAUUGCGUGUGGGAGUCACCAUUCUGUUGCUUUGACCGAGUUUGGCAAGGUAUACGUUUGGGGAGACUACUUCGGACAAGUGAGUAACGAUAACAUCAUUGAUCAAAGCAUACCCAGGCAAGUGGACUCCAGCUUGGCUAGGAAGAAGGUUGUCUGCAUCUCUUGUGGCAAUGCCUUUACCAUGGCAGUCGUCGAAAAUGGCGAGGUGUUUGCUUGGGGCAAUAAUUAUGUUGGCCAGCUGGGUUUAGACGAUCUCCAAACUCGAAUGACGCCGUGCUGGGUUGAUUCACUGAAAGGCACUGUAAUAGUCAAAGUGGCUUGCGGAUUUGAGCACACGCUAGCGCUUACGGAUGAAGGAGAUCUCUAUUCCUGGGGUAGAGAUCCCCGAUCGGAUGACAAAGGCUGUCCUUGUAUACCUUUCCUUGUCAAGCAUAAAAUGGGAAAGAUAUCCGACAUCGCGGCUGUCAAACAUGUAAAUAUCGCUAUUAGUGAGGGAGGACGUGUCUAUAUAUGGGGUAACUGCCACGGUCAGAGAAUCAUGAUUCCAACUGCCACUACGUUUUCGAACAUGUAUGACGCGUUUGCGUGCUACGGAUCGCCAAGCGUUAUGCACAAACCCCUAAUUCUUUAUAGUAACGAAGAACCGCGUAUUGAAUGCCUGAAGAGCGUAUUGGAAUGCAUGGGAAAUUCAUUCAAUGACGAACAUACAAGUGAUCUCACAAUACAAGUAGAGGGCCAAAGUAUCUUUGUGCAUAAAGCUAUUUUGAAGAUUCGCUGUACGUAUUUUAGAAACAUGUUUCAACAUGAUUGGAUGGAAAACAAUCAAAGUGUCAUCGAGCUUGAUCAAUUUUCCUAUGUCAUCUACAAAGCCUUCUUGAAAUAUUUAUACACUGGCAUGAUCGCUUUACCUAUGGAGAAGACGAUAGAACUUUUGAACUUGGCUGAUGUUUACUGCGAGAACAAUCUCAAGAAGCAUUGUAUUCGGAUAAUAAAGCAAGGAAUUAGCGUGUUGAACGUUGCCUAUUUGUACAGCGUUGCAGUUCAGUACAAUGAGGAGGAGCUGGAAGAAUUUUGUAUUAGGUUCGCUAUUAAUCAUAUGACGGCUGUGACGCAGACGGAAAGUUUUGCAAAUUUGAAUGGGAAUACGCUAAAAACUUUUAUAAUUAAGAUAGGCAAGGCUGGUGUAUUUAAGACGUAA
This is a messenger RNA of Trachymyrmex cornetzi, 1608 nucleotides long. RefSeq names its product RCC1 and BTB domain-containing protein 1. Gene Ontology annotation, molecular function: protein binding. The transcript has 10 exons. The record is from RefSeq and is a predicted model, not a curated record. Bases 1 to 1608 code for a protein of 535 amino acids. NCBI's taxonomy places the organism in Eukaryota, Metazoa, Arthropoda, Insecta, Hymenoptera, Formicidae.